Messenger RNA from Scatophagus argus, 2602 nucleotides. RefSeq names its product Usher syndrome 1Ga (autosomal recessive) (gene ush1ga). NCBI's taxonomy places the organism in Eukaryota, Metazoa, Chordata, Actinopteri, Scatophagidae. The record is from RefSeq and is a predicted model, not a curated record. Gene Ontology annotation, molecular function: protein binding. Gene Ontology annotation, biological process: sensory perception of sound; equilibrioception; sensory perception of light stimulus. The transcript has 4 exons. The coding region runs from base 603 to 2021 and encodes 472 amino acids.
CUCUCAUACUUCCCCGUGUGUCAAUCACAACAAGACAUCUCCGGCAAUACUUUUCUACUUUCAAAUAUCUGUACCCAUCGUUUCCUGUUUCUGCAUGUUUAUACAGGUAUACAAUGUUAGUGCAGUGGAUAUUUUUAAUGAUUGUCUUUGUGAUGAAUGAGUCUGAAAGAUUUAAUCACACACAAAAAUGUAAAUAUUUCAACAGGUGAGACCAACUUAAGGACAUUUAGGAGUCCCAGGAAAUGGAAAUAUAUAGCAAGCAGUGACUUAAUUAAAUAAAAGUCCAUGAAGAGCCCGUUACAUUUAGUACAGGGUUGGGUUUGGAGAACACAGAACUGGCUCCCUGAUCUGAGCUUGACCACCGGGAGCACUGUUAACCCACGCGGUGCGCAUUUUGGCCUCCAUGGAUACCAUCGACGCUCUCUGCCUGCAGCUCCUGCACUCAUCACUGCCACUGACUGUGGCGGAACAGCGGGAUUAAACGGGCAUUCCGGUCGGUCUCGGUCGCUGCAGGACGACGACGACUACGACAACGACGAUGGUGGUGGUGGUUUUGUCGUUAAAACGGUAUGGAGCCGAGCAGGGUGGAUUAAUUCUGCACCAUGAAUGACAGGUACCACAAGGCGGCCCGGGACGGCCACCUGGACCUGCUGAAGGAAGCAACUCGGAAGGAUCUUAACGCACCGGAUGAGGAUGGCAUGACACCAACGUUAUGGGCUGCUUAUCACGGCAACCUGGAGGCUCUGCGGCUGAUCGUGGCGAGGGGAGGACACCCUGAUAAGUGUGACAUAUGGGGGAAUACACCGCUCCAUUUGGCAGCUGCCAAUGGUCACCACAACUGCCUUUUCUUCCUGGUGUCUUUCGGUGCCAACAUAUGGUGUCUGGACAACGACUACCACACACCGUUGGACAUGGCCGCCACAAAGAAUCACAUGGACUGUGUCCGCUACCUGGAUUCUGUUGCUGCCAAGCAGACAGGCCUUAAUCCCAAGCUGGUCAGCAAGCUGAAGGACCGAGCUUUUCGUGAUGCAGAGCGCCGAAUCAAAGAGUGCAUGAAGAUGCAAAAGAAACACCACAAACGCAUGGAGCGGAAGUUUCAUAAGGAUGCUUCAGAGGCAUCUGCAUCAGAUGCUAUGAGCUUUUCCAGUUACACCAGCAGCUCACUUAGCCACAAGCUGCGCAACUUAAAUGCAGCCACUGUCAGUGUGCCAUAUUCUCAGGCUACUCUCCAUGCCACAAACCGAGGGAAGACAAAGAUUCAAAAGAAGCUGGAGAAGAGGAAACAAGGAGAUGGGACCUUUAAAAUCUACGAGGAUGGGAGGAAGAGUGUGCGCUCCCUCUCUGGACUUCAGCUGGGCAACGAUGUCAUGUUUGUCAAACAGGGGACUUACAUCAACCCAAAGGACCACGGCCGCCGCAAUGUACGUGACAUGUUCCCCAGAGACAAUUACGAUGCCAUUUCACGUGCCAUGAGCGAACCUGACCUCCAUGGACCGGAUGUGGACUAUUCUGAGAUCAGCACCGACUCAGGACAUGAUUCCCUGUUCAACCGACCUGGUCUGGGCACCAUGGUCUUUAGGAGGAACUACGUGAGUGGAGGGAUGUUUGAACUCGGUGGUCGGGAUGAAGCCAAUGUAGGCAGGUCAGGCAGUAAUGUGCGUUUACGCAGUCGGCUGCAGCAAUACCCAAGUCUAGAUGAAGACAGCAUUGGCAGUGCACGCAGCCUGCAAGAGAGGAACGUCGAGGAGCUGCCGUGGGAUGAAGUAGAAUUAGGGCUGGAUGAUGAUGAUGAGCCAGACACGAGCCAUCUGGAAGUCUUCCUCGCUGCACAGAGCAUGAGCGAGUUUUUCUCUAUCUUCAAGAGGGAGAAGAUUGACCUUGAAGCCCUUUUGCUGUGCUCUGACAAGGACCUUAAGAGUAUCCAUAUCCCCUUAGGACCAAGAAAGAAAAUCUUAGAUGCCUGCAAGAGACGUCUUGAGACCGUCGAGGACCCAGACUGCAUUGAGGACACAGAACUGUGAGUGAUGGGAUGUUAAGUUACACAUUCUAGUGAGGAAAGGACAUAUUGGACAUAUUUUUGUUGUGUCUUCUUCAGUUACAAACACAAUGUCUGAUAGCAAGGUAAAGCUGUGAAGAUAUUAAAAAUAUAGGGUCUAUUGCUUGGCUUCCAACACCGAUAUUCCUGCUGCUUCUCUGCUGGGGUUGUGCUGGCCGCCACCUACUGUAGACAAUACACUGACUGUGGAAAGUGGUCUACCCCAUACAACCCCAUUUCAAAAACCCCAACGAACUCUUUAACAAGACAUUUAUCAGUGUGCAGUACUGUGCAGUGUCAUUGUAUGCCAUGUGGCAUAAAUGACAGAGAGUUGAUUGUGGGGUCUGUGUCCCCUGAACGUGUUUGCCCCUGUGGGGCAAAUCUUACCACCUCAUGUGCCUGCAUUGCUCGUGCCUGUGCAUUUGCUUAAAAGUGUCUUUAGUUAUGAACAACUUUGACAUUAGCUUCAAUGUAAUUUCAUUACUAACUUAAUCAAUAACAACCUUUCCACCCAGAGCCACUCAUCUGUUUCCUCUUUCUCUUUCAUCUCUGAACGUGUUUACAUAC